AUGAUGGACGAUAAACUACCAAUAAUGUCGGACAAGGCAUCGUCGCGAAGCGACAGUUUCUGCAACACGAUCGGUGGUGGCGAUCGCUCGUUCAAGUACGAAGAGUUGGUUGAAGACAGCGUUCCUUGCCCGUCGUGUAAAGGCUUGGGAAGAAUCCCAAAAGGUAAGCCGUACAGGUGAUG
Molecule: messenger RNA, 182 nt
Organism: Soboliphyme baturini
Lineage: Eukaryota; Metazoa; Nematoda; Enoplea; Dioctophymatida; Soboliphymatidae
Source: the annotation of a GenBank genome assembly